CUAAAAAACCUGCGGGUCGUCGUUGCGGUCGUUCUCUGCGUCAUUUUUAUUUUGAGACCCCGAGAGAGAUUACCACAGCCCGGCAAGUUUUGGAAGGCAACGCUCGAAGAUGCGGCUGUUUCUACUGCUGCUGCUGGUAGCUCUAGCAGUGGGUGCUUAUCAAAAGGUUGACCAAAAUGAGAGGCAGGACCAAGGCGCCCCAGACUUGACAGCCGAAGACAUAUCCCUUGACAGGUACGAGAGGGAUGUCAAAACGGGUAAACGAAACAUGAAGAAAGAACAAACCAACAAAGAAAACAAUAAGCCAAUGUUAAAUGUGAAGGGAGCUAAAUACGCGAAGAACGGAAUUGGUGACAAUGAGAGCGAAAGGGGAGAGAAAGGGAGAUCACCAAAGCAAGUGAAAAAUAUGAACAAGAGAAACAACAGGCAAGAGAAAAAGCGAGAAGAAUCGGAGACGGGGAAAAGGACACAAAGGCAAAAUCUAAAUGCCAACAAACGUAGACAACAGAAGAAAUUCAACAGGCAGAAAGGACAGCAGAAGGAUAGGAAAGAGGACAAGGAGAGCAAGGAGGUUAAAAAAACCUCGAAAAAUAAAGAUACGAAGGAAGACGAGAAAGAAAAUAAAGACAAAGGAGACAAGGACGAUGAUAAAGACGAGGAGAAUGGCAAGAAUGGCAGUGGAAAUAGGAAAUCCAAGAAAGACCAGAGCAUGAAACAUGAUAAAGACGAGAAACGAAGGAAAAAUCAAAACAAGGAUAGGGAUAAUCAAAAGGAUAGGAAAAAUCAAAACAAGGAUAGGAAUAAUCAAAAGGAUAGGAAAAAUCAAAACAAGGAUAGGGAUAAUCAAAAGGAUAGACAAAAUCAGAACAAGGAUAGGAAAAAUCAAAACAAAGACAGAGAAAACAACAACAAGGAUAGGAAAAAUCAAAACAAAGACAGAGAAAACAACAACAAGGAUAGGAAAAAUCAAAAAAGAUAG
Molecule: messenger RNA, 979 nt
Organism: Penaeus monodon (black tiger shrimp)
Lineage: Eukaryota; Metazoa; Arthropoda; Malacostraca; Decapoda; Penaeidae
Product: U1 small nuclear ribonucleoprotein 70 kDa-like
Exons: 3
Coding region: 110-979 (289 amino acids)
Source: RefSeq, a predicted model, not a curated record